AGAUGCGCUGACCAUUCCCACGCAGCAGAGGGCGAUGUCUCUCUUUCAUCGCAGUUUUGCCCAUCCAUUUCAGAGAAAGAGGGGUCCUGGGACAUGGCGUCAUGAUUGUGGAUUCUGGAAUAACGUUUACAAGAAAAUUAAGAAGGCAAUAACCAGAGAAAAACACCAGGUAACCCCGCUACAUUAUUUAGACACUACGGAGAGUGCACUUUACAAAGAGACUGCAGAUGCCUUAGACAAGUGCUAUGGGAAGAUGGAUCCGAUGGCUGUUGCUGUUUCUGCUACCACCACCAUCGAGCCAGAAGAAGCAGGGUUCCCACGGGGCACCCUGGACAGUGAGGACUAUGUGUUUGUGGAGUCGAGGCACUGCAACAAAGUGCUGGCGGGUCUGAACAGCCUGAGGCUGAACAAUGCCUUCUGUGACGUGAUCCUGUGCUGCGGGGGCCAGGAGUUCCCCUGCCACCGGAUAGUGCUGGCCUCUUUCAGCUCCUACUUCCAGGCCAUGUUCUCCACGGACCUCAUGGAGUCCAGGCAGGAGAGGGUGGCCAUCAACGGGGUGGAGCCCCAGAUGAUCGGCAUGCUGGUGAGCUACGCCUACACUGCCGAGGUGGUCAUCACCAAGGCCAACGUCCAAGCGCUACUGGCUGCCGCCAACCUGCUGGACAUCAUGGCAGUGCGGGAGGCCUGCUGCAGGUUCAUGGAGCGGCAGAUGGACGAGAUGAACUGCGUGGGGAUCCACUGCUUUGCAGAGGCGCACUCCUGCGGGGAGCUGGAGCACCGGAGCAUGGAGUUCAUCCUACAGCACUUCAGCACGGUAUGCAAGCAGGAGGAGUUCUUGUCUCUGUGCGCGGAUAAGCUGACCGAGAUAAUCGCCAGCGACGAGCUCAACGUGCCCAAGGAGGAGACGGUGUUCGAGGCCGUCCUCCUGUGGCUGCAGAAGAGCGCCGCCCGCAAGCAUGUCUUUGAAAAGGUGUUGGAGCAUAUCCGCUUGCCUUUAAUCAGCCCCUAUUACAUCCACGAUGUCAUUGAGUCGCAGUCCGUCAUUCAGGAGUCCCUUCAGUGCCAAAGGCUCAUCUCGGAGGCAAAGGAUUACCUGCUGCUUCAGGAUCGCCGAGGAGAGCUCUUCGGGCCUCGGACACGCCCCCGCAGGGCAACAGGAACUGCGGCAGUGAUUGUCACUGUCGGGGGUGAAGAUGAUAAGGUUGUUCUGCGCAGUGUGGAGAGUUUUGACCCCAUAACCACCCAGUGGAAGUCACUAGCAUGCCUUCCCUUUGCAGUCAGUAAACAUGGGCUUGUGGUUUCAGGGUCCACGCUGUACUUGGCUGGGGGGGAGUUUCCAGAUGGCUCGGCCAGCAGGGAGAUGUGGCGCUAUGACCCCUGCUUUGACAGCUGGCUGGAGAUGGCUCCCAUGAACGUUGCACGCUCUGAGCUAGGGCUGGCAAUGCUGGAUGGGUUUGUGUUCGCUGUGGGUGGCUGGGAAGGCCAUUCCAGGCUCGAUUCUGUGGAGUGCUAUAACCCCCACACCAACAGCUGGCAGUUCGUGGAGCCUAUGAAGAUGGCGGUGACGAGCCCGGCCGUGGUCGCACUGGACGGAUUGUUAUACGUAACAGGCGGUGCUGUUCUGGAAGACGGUGAUGGAAUGGAUCUUGCACAAGUUUACAACCCCAAAGCCUGCAUGUGGACUGAAGUGGCUCCCAUGCAGAUUGCACGAUCAGGCUCCGCUGCCUGCAUACUCAAGGGAAAGAUUUACGUUAUCGGUGGCUGGCACGCCUCAACAGAGAACACAGACAAGGUGGAGUGCUUCAACCCCAAGACGAACAAGUGGACGAUGUGCGCCACCAUGAAGGAACGUCGCUACCGGCCAGGCGUGGCUGUGGUGGAUGGGAAAAUCUACGUGCUGGGAGGGGAGGAAGGCUGGGACAGGUACCACGACACCAUCGAGCGGUAUUGCGACGAGACGGACAGCUGGGAGAUCAUCGGGGAGAUGCCCACGAGCCGCAGCUGGCUGAGCUGUGUGUCGCUGCAGGUGAGGAAGGAUUCCCGCAGCAGCCACCCGGGCACUGACCAGGAGUACCCCGUGGACUGAGCUUCAAGCCUGGCACCGUCCACUACCCCACCGGUGUCUGCACAGGACUGCUCUGGAGAGGCUGUGUUAGCAGUGGCAAUCGAGGAGUUGAUAUCUGAUACUUGGUGGGGGGGGGGGGGGGCCUGAGGAGAGAUCAGAGGUCCCAUUAACAGGCUGUAAGGGUUUGGGGUCUGUGACUUUCAUUUGGGAUCUUAAGCUGGAGGAACAUUGGAAUCCUGUUUUCAUGUUGGUGGACAAAGAAAAGGACAAAGCUGUAUUGAUUGGUUUUCAAAUAUCCACUGAAGAUACCCUUCGAUUUCUGAGGACCAUAAGGACAAGGUUAUGAUCACUAAAAUAAUGGACUGGAGUCGGGGAUGUAGUGGGACUGGAGUGUGACUCUGGUAUUUUUUUUUUUUGUGGUGGGGUGCUGAUCCACCACAUAUUUAUUACCUAAAGGCAAUAUUUUAUUUUGAUAUUUGCAUUUACUAAGUACAGACACUUUUCAUGGCUCCCGGACACUUUGAAGGGUGCGGAGCCUAAUAUUAACUGCUGUCAGUGUAUGACAGCUCCCCGUGCAUACACCUCCGUCACACAGCACAGGUGUCUGAGUGAUGUAAAUGAAUGGCAGUUGAACAAUAAAGUUUCCUUCUCUCUUGAUUCCUAUGAGGAGUUGUAGCUGCAUGUCUGUGUAAUUAUAUGUGUUCAUACACAUCCGCUCAUUAAGAAAACAAAUCAAACCGUUUUUAAUAUGCCCAAAGGCAGUGAAAAAAACCUUGUUUUGUUUUUACCUAAAAAUAGCCUACAAUCUGGAGAAUUGUUUAACAUUUCAGUUUCCACCGUCUUACUGUGUCACAGCUGGUGGGAUAGCGACCCAUAAUUCAUUGUAUGUACUGUUAACACAGACUUACAAACGCAGGAGUACUUUAAUAUACAUUGAAAAAAAAGCUGUUUUCCUGGUACUCUCCAAUGAGGGCAUUUGUAUUUUACAAUCUGACCAGAAAGAAAUCUUGAGAGGCUAUCGUUUGCUUUUGUACACGCAUUGCAUUAACUCUAGGAUUUCUUUUGAAAAGUCUAAAACAGUAAAUGUCCUUUCAAGUAACUGAUUUAACUGUGCCACGUAAGUGAGUGUGAAUAUAUAUUUAGGCUAUAGCUUGAUUUUAAUAAUUGAACGUAACCCUUUAGUAAAGGUGAACUGUUUAUAAUGUGCCGUUAUUGAUUUUAGGACAUAUCCUACAUCCUUGACUGUAAUGUUGGUAAGGUUUUUAAGUUGCUGCUGGACAUGCAUUGAGCCCUCACUACAGACUAUCAUGCAUAUUACACACCCCUUUAUACGUGUGUGUGUGUGAGUCACGGUUUGGGAGUGCAGUAUUUCAGAGUAAACUGUAAUAGCUUGGUAACUGUAAUAAUUAAGAAGCCGUUGCUUCUUGAUGUGAAUACCUUGCAAGAUAAUGCCAUUAUAUAUUUUAUUCAUUUCAUUUAGUGUAGGUUAACAUAAUGUAACCCUGCUGCUGUUUUACAUUUUUGUAAUGGUGUUUGUUUUACAAUUGAAAGUUGAACUGAAUGUCUUUACUUUAAUAUUAUGCAAUACUGCAUAGUACUACGUCUCGUCACACUUUUUUUAAACGCUUUAGAAAUUUUCUAUAUCUAAUUGCCUUGCUUAUCAGUAAGAGCAGAUUUGAAAUGUGCUAUUUUUAGUGCUGUAUUUGAUGCUCAAUUUCCGCUGGUUUGAUUUAUUUCACGCAAGCUCUGGACAGUCUUUUCAUUACAGCAUUUUUAUAAGCCAAAGUACGCAUCAGUUAACAGCCAAAAUCCCCUGGAGCUUAUACCACUGGUGAUGGCAAAUGUAGAAGCAGGGAUCUAAUGCCUAACAACCUGUGUGUUGAUAUUCUUAAUCAGAAAUCUGUGCACUGGCCUUGUCUAUCCAUCUAGAAAUCUAACCAGCAACUCUCCUCUGGUCUGCUGCUUUCUUGAUUGGUUUAGUUGAACUUUUAAAUAUAUGCCUUUGCUGAAAAGUUAACUUUGUCAAACAUGACAUCGCUAUCCAUUGCAAACAUUUGUAUUGAACUUUGUUUCAGUGUGUUUAAUGAAGGAAUUGUCUACUGACGGAUAAUGUGCUAAAUACAAAAAAGGCUGUUCAGUGUGAUUCAUACUUUCUGCUGUGCCUGGUUGAUUGAUAUUGAGUACUAAAAACAGAGUAAUUGUUAACUAUUAGAUGUACUUAUGUGUUCAAAUAAAGUUUGUAAUAAGUAAAAUAAA
Messenger RNA from Acipenser ruthenus (sterlet), 4321 nucleotides. RefSeq names its product kelch-like protein diablo. NCBI's taxonomy places the organism in Eukaryota, Metazoa, Chordata, Actinopteri, Acipenseriformes, Acipenseridae. The coding region runs from base 35 to 2086 and encodes 683 amino acids. The record is from RefSeq and is a predicted model, not a curated record. The transcript has 9 exons. Gene Ontology annotation, molecular function: protein binding.